UCGUAAUUCGUUGGUAGCAUUCAAUGUUUAGUGCCAAACUUGAAGUGAGAAUGAAGAACAGCCUUUUUGUAACGUUUGCUUUGGCAACAUGUCUGCUAGUAAGUCAAGUGCAGGCUCAAGCUACUGUAUCUAUAAACGUUGGAGGAAGUACAAUUACUGUUGCUUCCAACGAUAUUAACACCAUUUUAGCAAUAGUAGCAGCUCUGCAAGCCACAACCACUACGUCUGCAGCAACAACCACGGUAGCUGGAGCGACAACAACAACAGUAGCAGCUACAACAACUACGGUUGCUGCAACUACUACUACAACUACCGCUGCACCAACCACUACUACAACCACUGUAGCUCCAACCACUACUACGACUACUGCAGCUCCAACGACUACUACGACUACUGCAGCUCCAACGACUACUACGACCACUGCUACACCGACUACUACUACAACUACUGCUGCACCGACUACAACUACUACUACUGCAGCACCAACCACUACUACUACUGCAGCACCAACCACUACAACAACCACUGCAGCUUCAACCACUACUACGACCACCGCAGCACCAACUACAACGACGACGACUGCAGCUCCAACAACAACUACGACUACAGUAGCUCCAACAACCACAACUACCGCGGCUGCCACAACAACUACCACCACGGCUGCCCCAACGACUACUACAACUGUAGCGGCCACCACAACAACAGUUGCUCCUAUUACUGUAACUGUCACUGUUAAUGGAGCAAGUGUAACAGUAUCCUCCUCAAAUAACUCCUUGGUAAAUGUAGUUCUUCAGCUAAUCUCAAGUUUGACAGCGACGACCACUACGACUGCACCUACAACGACCACCACCACGGCAGCGACUACUACGACAGCUGCUGCAACAGCAGCGGCCACCGCUACUACAACGACUGCUGCUGCAACAACCUCUACCACGACUACUGCAGCUGCAACGACCACCACAACUACUGCUGCACCGACUACAACGACCACCACUACCGUGGCCCCAACAACAACGACCACUACUACCGCAGCGCCGACUACAACGACCACUACUACCGCCGCAACUACGACCACUACCAGAAGAACGUGUGGAACUCGUGCUCCAAUCGGAGGAUUGGGUGGAGGCUUCGGUAUCGUAGGUGGUCUUGGUCCCCUUGGCUUUGGACUGGGUGUCCGAGGUGGAAUCAGAGGCUUCGGAGCACCGCAGGUCGGAGGCUUCGGAAUCCUGCCAGCCAUUGGUAACGUCGCUCGUACUGUUGUGGGUACUGGCUUGAACGUGGUUGGGUCUGCUGCAAAUCUCGCCGGAAAUGUUGUCGGUGCCGCCGGUAACUUAGCGGGUGGAUUGCUAGGAGGAGUAGGAAGUGCUGCGGCAGGAAUCGGCAGUGGAGUUAAUGCACGAUUGAGCGCUGGUAUUGGUGGUAGAGCGGGCGGACGAAACGGUCGUUUUGGAGCAGGUUUCGGAGGAGGGUUCCGCCUGGGUGUAAUGGGUUAAGCAGUGCAGAUGGAAUGUUUACCUGUGCAAGUAGAUCAUGAGCUCAGCAGAAAAAUAAAGAAUCCAUGCAAUGAACA
Molecule: messenger RNA, 1570 nt
Organism: Anopheles stephensi (Asian malaria mosquito)
Lineage: Eukaryota; Metazoa; Arthropoda; Insecta; Diptera; Culicidae
Product: cell wall protein DAN4-like
Exons: 2
Coding region: 24-1493 (489 amino acids)
Source: RefSeq, a predicted model, not a curated record